GCCAACAGGUAGACGUCGUUAUCGCGCGAUCGUUUUCCGUCGCAUCCGCCGUCGCUACUGGUGUACUAAUAUUUCGGUAGUUGUUUCUCGUUGUUAUUAUUAUUUUUAUUUAACACACGGUUCGUAAUAUUGUAUUUUUUUGCCGUUCGGAAAUGCAAUAAUAAUAAUAAUAAAUUAUCAUCGUGUACGCGACCGCCCGUACCGUGUACGCCGCGUAUAGGUGUAAUAAAAUAUUAUAGCGUUACGCCGACGGUUGUAAUAAUAAUAUAAACGUCGAGAAGAUAACGCUGUGCUAUAUUGUAAAUUGAAUUUAUUUGUUUUUUUUUUUUGGCGUCGAGAUGUGUUCUAGCGCGUUGCCGCGCUACCGCGACAGCUGCUGCUGUAUUAGUGCCGUACCGACGUUUUGAUUGUUAUAAUAUUUUUUAAUUUACCCGGUUUUUCGGUUGUUAAUCUCGCGACGAGUUUUGUGUUGUUGUCUAAUCGCUCUGGUGUACCUUAAGAAGAAUACCUAGUCAGUGGACGUGUGUGUUUGUGCGCGGUUUUUUUUUUGUUUUACAAAAGCUUGCCGCCACGGCGUACAAAUGAGGGCAAGUCGUAAUGAUCAAUUAUUGCGCAGCGCCGCGGCGUGUGCUCACGUUGUUUUCCGGUAACGCCGCUGCCGUUCUCGCUUGUCGUCGUCCGCCGAUAAUAUUCGAUAAUACCGCAUAGUGUUUUAAUAAUAAUAAUAAUUAUCAAAAGGAAUAAUAUUACAAUCCGAAAAACACCGGAGGGCGCAACUGCCGCGCGUCAAAGGGUAGCACGGUCUACCGUAGUAAUAAUAAUUAUACAAGUCGGCGAAUCCACCUCGCGCCACAACAUGGCCAACCCGAGAAAGUUCAGCGAGAAAAUCGCCUUGCACAAUCAGAAACAAGCCGAAGAAACGGCCGCGUUCGAGAAAAUAAUGCAAGAAGUAUCGGCCGCCACCUGCGUAAAGGCAAUGGUGAAUGGCAGUACGGAAGAAAUAGUCGACAACAGCCCCAACCAUCAAGCACGUGGCCGACCUGUGGGCUACAGGGAGCGAGGUCGCAGCGUCGGGUCCGUCGGUCCUAUGAGAUCCGAAAAACGGUCGGCCGACAAAUCGCCGUACUCGAGCGGACCUUACUUGUCGCCACCUCCCCCAGAUUCGAACUGGAGGCGUACGCAUUCGGACUCGGCCUUGCACCACAGUGUCACCCAAAGUAACUCCACGGAAUCGCUGGCGCAUUUGCACAGCCCCGGAUCUCAGCGCAGAGCACUUAUCGAUAACCAACAAUACGACAAGAAGAGGUACUUGUCCACAUCACCCGACAGAAGACCUAGAUCUUGCUGUGACGUCCCUAGAGUUCCUGGAAUCCAUGUUUUCACCACUCAGCAAGAACCGGGCGUCGUUCAAAUCCCCAUCGGCAACAAUACCGGUUCAUUGCCGGACCUGACCAACUUCCAGUUUUCACCACCGAUCCACGCCCCGCUCGAUCAGGACGAUCAGUACAAUUUGUCAUCGCCUUACAACAGCAACAGCCCGAUAACGGAAGGCUAUAGCCCGCAGGGUUCUCAAGGUUCUCAGGGCACACCGAGCCAGAGCCCGAGCGUUUUGUCCCCGGUAUCCGCUAACAGCCGUACGCCGCCCACACGGUUUUCUUUUACUAGCUCUCCGCCGCCCGAUUCUCCCCAACAAACUACCGUGGUGACAUGCGACAUAGUGUUACCAAACCAUCUUAGUGUCCCUUACUUUAUGAACCAUAGGUUGCAACGCACGAGUAAGGGAUUCACGGUGGACAACAGCCCGGGAAACAACAACGCCGCAGAGAACAGCUGUAAUAAUAAUAGUUGCGCCAAAAUGCAACAAACGUCGUUAGGUCAGAAUUCGAAUUAUGUAAACAAUUGUGUGGCAGGUGGUGGUGGUCAGAGGAACGGCAUGAAGCUGGGACCGAUGCAGACGUUGAUGUACCAGCACGUGCCGUUGUCGCCGGCCCAACAGCUGUCGUGCAGUCCGGUCGACGGGCAAAACGACAUAAACUCCUCUUCUCAUCUGAACAUAGGAAAUUCACAACAGCACAACAACAACAACGCGUUGGGAUCGUACAGAAAUCAACAGUCCAACCGACCUAGUCCGCAAUCGUCGCCCGGACUUACGAUUCAAUACGGCAGUUCUAGCCCGUUGUGUAACAGUCCACAGAGUCCGUCGUCGCCGAGCAGCUCAGUCAGUAGCACCAGCAAACAAAAUCAAAACUAUCAAACGCACAAAGAUUUCUACACGAAUCAAGCCCAAGCCAACACCUUGCAGCAGCAUUUUGAACAAUUUACGAUGCAGGACUGGAACCAACUAAUCCAAACGCUUAAAGAGUCGAACGCCACAUCUUGGAUGGCUACUCAACUGCAGCUCGACAGUCCCGUGUCGACCGGCUUAGAGUACAUAGGCUCGCCCACUAACAACACGUACUUGCAACAGACUGAUGAUUAUGUCAAUUCGGAGUUGACGGCCGAUCCCGGCUACUUUAGCACGUCGCCCUCACAGUCCCUUCAGUAUCCCAACCAAACACACACCACGCCAAAUACUCCUUCCAGUAUUCCAGACAUCAUACUCACGGAUUUUUCCAACGGCGGCGAUCAGCUGGACACGCGGAACGAUUACGUCAAAGGAAUAGUCAACUGCAACAACACGUUCGACACGGCCGGCUUCUUCUCGACCGAAGAAAGCCUGCGGCAAGGUCUGGUCGAUCAGCUCGACCUGGAACACUUGCAGAUGUUGGCCGAGUCGGACAUCGAAGCCGUCGCCAACAACGAUCACUUUCGGAUGUAAACGACGAUGGCCGUGUUUCUCCCACAAUUGUCGUCAAAAAUUCUUCUUUUUUAUCGAUACCGUUUUAAUUUUUUUUUGGUUUUUUUUUAUCUGUGAUCUACCUACGUUUAGCUUUUUUUUUAUCGCCGGCCGAUAGUGCCGAUAAAUAAAAUAAUAAUAUGUAGCCGCAACACACAACUGUUAUAUUAUAUUUUACUCGUUUGUUCGUUUUUUUUUUUAAAAAAAAUUUUAUAUACGUUGUUUUACUGUUUUUUUUUAUU
This is a messenger RNA of Adelges cooleyi (spruce gall adelgid), 3078 nucleotides long. Its product is annotated as CREB-regulated transcription coactivator 1-like. Gene Ontology annotation, molecular function: cAMP response element binding protein binding. Gene Ontology annotation, biological process: positive regulation of transcription by RNA polymerase II; protein homotetramerization. NCBI's taxonomy places the organism in Eukaryota, Metazoa, Arthropoda, Insecta, Hemiptera, Adelgidae. The coding region runs from base 857 to 2818 and encodes 653 amino acids. Gene Ontology annotation, cellular component: nucleus; cytoplasm. The record is from RefSeq and is a predicted model, not a curated record. The transcript has 13 exons.